Molecule: messenger RNA, 1023 nt
Organism: Penicillium maclennaniae
Lineage: Eukaryota; Fungi; Ascomycota; Eurotiomycetes; Eurotiales; Aspergillaceae
Product: aromatic alcohol reductase
Exons: 2
Coding region: 1-1023 (340 amino acids)
Molecular function (GO): oxidoreductase activity
Source: RefSeq, a predicted model, not a curated record
AUGAUGCAGAGAUACGCGAAAGAUCAGCCACAAGGCUUUUCUAAUUGCAUUUCAAGAGUGGCUAUUGUUGGGGCCGGUGGCACAGUGGGAAGACAUCUAGCAGAAGCGUUACUCAAGACUGGGAAGCACGUCUUGACAGCUAUUACUCGUCCGUAUAGUACCAAUAUCCUACCGCAAGGCAUGCAUGUGGUCCGCGUCGACUACAACGGUGAUGACGACGCCGCACUCGUGGAGGCAAUGCAAGGGCAACAGGUCCUCAUCAUCACAAUGGCAGUCACGGCUCCACGAGGAACAAUCAACAACCUCAUUCGCGCUGCGUCAAAGGCUGGUGUUCCCUACGUCCUGCCAAAUUGGUUUGGGCACGAAGUCGCCAACAACAGCCUCUGUGACGACAGCAUGCUAAGCCCCAGCCGCGACAGCGUACUCGCCGAGAUGAACACACUCCCUAAUACCAGCUGCAUCUUCCUCGUCUGUAACUUCUGGUACGAGUUCAGCUCAGGUGGCGGACCUGAUCGUUUCGGGUUCGACUUCAAGACGCGCUCCUUCAUACAGUUCGAUGAUGGCAACGUGCCAUUGAACACAAGCACCUGGCCUCAGUGCGGUCGAGCUAUCGCCAGGUUGCUGAGUCUCAAGGAGAUCCCUGAUAGUGGAACCGAUCGCUCACCUACGUUAUCGCAGUUUGCCAAUAGUUCCAUCUACGUCUCGAGCUUUCGAGUCACCCAGCUCGAUAUGUUUGAGAGUGUUAAACGUGUUACUGGAACUACUGACGAGGAUUGGACCAUAACAAAAGAGUCUGCUGAGCAGUGCUGGAAGAAGGCCCAUGCCGCUGUCCAGCAGGGUGACUUUGCACAGUUCCCCAGACAGCUUUAUAGCCGCAUGUUUUUCCCUACUGCAGAUGGGGACUACCAGUCUCGUCGUGAACUUCACAACAAGCUGCUUGGGCUUCCUGUUGAGAGUUUAGACGAGUACACGGCGAUCGCAAUCAGGAUGGCGGAGAAUGAUGAGAUUGUUGGAUAUCAUUGA